AUGCUCCAACGGUGUGGAUCAAUCCUUACGAGAAGAUUUUCAGCCUCAAAUCUUCUAUUAUCAGAGGAGCAAAGGCACCUAAAAGAAAUGGUUUAUCGGUUUUCACAGCAGCAUAUUGCUCCAAUUGCGUAUGAAAUUGAUAAAACUGAUUCUUGUGAUUAUCGCUCACUCUGGCCGAAAUUAGGAGAAUUAGGAUUAUUAGGAGUGACUGCUGCUCAUGAAUAUGGAGGAUCUGGCUUAGGAUACUUAGACCAUGUUAUUAUAACGGAAGAAAUUAGCAGAGGAUCAGGUUCUAUUGGUCUCAGCUAUAUUGCUCAUAGUAAUUUAUGCAUCAAUCAAUUGGUUCUCCAUGCGAAUGAACAACAAAAGAAAAAGUACUUGCCUGGGCUUUGUGAUGGCACAAAAAUAGGAGGAUUAGCUAUGACUGAGACUGGAGCAGGAAGUGAUGUGACAAGCAUGGUGACUAGAGCAGAAAAAGUUGAUGGCGGAUUUUUAUUAAAUGGCUCAAAAAUGUGGAUCACUAAUGGGCCAUAUGGAGACUACAUAAUUGUUUAUGCCAAAACGGAUCCGAUUAAAGGAAAAAGAGGAAUUUCUGCGUUCAUUGUAGAAAAAGAUUUUAAAGGUUUCAAUUGUGCACAAAAGAUGAAUAAGCUUGGCAUGAGAGGCAGUGGAACUGGUGAAUUAACUUUCGAUAAUGUAUUUGUGCCCGAAGAAAAUUUAUUAGGUCCUUUAAAUGAGGGUGUCUACAUACUUAUGAAGGGUCUUAAUUUUGAAAGGCUUUUAUUAUCUGCUGGCCCUGUUGGUUUAAUGCAAGCUGCUUAUGAUGUUGUUUUGCCUUAUGUAGGAGUUCGCAAACAAUUCGGAGAAAAAAUUGGCCAUUUCCAACUAAUUCAAUCAAAAAUCGCAGAUAUUUACACUGCAUUAAAUGCAUCACGCAUUUAUCUUUAUACUAUUGCAAAAUCCUGCGAUCAUGGUACUUCCUUAAAUGAAGAUUGCGCUUCAGUUUUUCUUUUUAAUGCAGAGCAAGGCACACAAAUGGCUUUACAAGCAAUCCAGGUCUUAGGUGGGUAUGGGUACAUAAAUGAAUGUCCUCUUGGAAGAAUUUUAAGAGAUGCGAAACUAUAUGAAAUUGGAGGAGGAACAUCCGAAAUCAGAAGAACAAUUAUUGCGAAAGCACUUAUGAUUAAGCAUCAUAAAGAUUAA
This is a messenger RNA of Blepharisma stoltei, 1203 nucleotides long. NCBI's taxonomy places the organism in Eukaryota, Ciliophora, Heterotrichea, Heterotrichida, Blepharismidae. The record is from the annotation of a GenBank genome assembly.